AUGGAUACUGAUAUAUCUGAGUCCUUAAGUUCUCUAUCAUCGCCUCCAGAAGAUUUAAUUGAUGCCUCCGACACGCCAACAGGCAGACGAAAGCCUUCCAGUCCUAGACGAGCGAAUCGAAAUAUCAGAGGAAAACGGCACAUUAAAAAGGCGCGGUUAGACAAGGUGUUACAAUAUAUGAGCAGUACAGGUAUAAGCAUUGAAACUUUUCUUCGAGCUUAUCUAGAAUGUCCUGAUGUGCUACGCUCGACCACCCAUCGUACCCAGGACAAGCGGCAUAAACGGAUUCGCGAUGCACUAUUUUCCCUUUUACAAGGACAGUCAGAGCAGUCGAACUUUCUUCUACAGAUUAUUAGCAGCUUAUUACGGUCGGAAUUUGAUAACUUGAUGGAGACAACCUAUUUUGGUCAGUUCGACAGUACUACGGCAGAUCCAGAAACAAUCGAUUUUAGUGAACUAGAAGGGGUGCUCAAGGAACAUGCACCAACAUGGAAUCAGAUUGCUCGAAUACUUUUAUCUAACGAUCGUAUGAAGCAUGAGAGCUAUACUGGCGAUAAAGAUAAAGUGGCUGAACGUCAAGUUAAACCGCUCUAUCUAAUCACUUCUACAUUUUGCUUUUCUCGUGCGAAAAUGAGGUGCAAUUAUCUACCUAAGUUAAUGGGGUACUAUCUAUACAGUCUCGGUGUGAACCGACGUGCAUUAGGAUUUCUAGCAGACAUAGGGAUAUGCAAUCAUCCUCAAGAGAUCAUCAAGGGAGCUAAAAUGAUCGCAAGGAAAGAACAGGGCUUUCACCAUGGUGAAAGCCCUUAA
Messenger RNA from Talaromyces proteolyticus, 810 nucleotides. RefSeq lists its product as uncharacterized. The coding region runs from base 1 to 810 and encodes 269 amino acids. The record is from RefSeq and is a predicted model, not a curated record. NCBI's taxonomy places the organism in Eukaryota, Fungi, Ascomycota, Eurotiomycetes, Eurotiales, Trichocomaceae. The transcript is spliced from 2 exons.